This is a messenger RNA of Rotaria sordida, 894 nucleotides long. The record is from the annotation of a GenBank genome assembly. Lineage: Eukaryota; Metazoa; Rotifera; Eurotatoria; Philodinida; Philodinidae.
AUGAUUAAUGAUCGAUUUGUAUGUCCAAGUGAUCGUCAACUAGAACUUCGAUCAAAGAUAAAUUUCGGUUGGUCACAUCAUACUAAUAUUUUAUCAUUAAAUCGUCAAUUGAAUUUUAAUGUAUCAAAUAAUCUUAAUCAAAAAUCAUUAACUAAUCAAGAAAUUGAACAUAUUGAAAAUGUUCUUAAACGUAAUCAAUACAUUCAAUAUAUCGAACAAGAACGUAUUUGUAAAUUAAUUGAUCGUCUUGAUAAAAUGAAAGAAAAUGCAACUGGUAAUGGUUUAUCUCAAUGUUUGUUAUGUUCUAAUGAAAGAGGAAUAUUAUCUCGAUCAUUUUUUUCGUGUGCUAAUUGUCAAAAAUUAGUAUGUGAUAAUUGUUCAAUUCAAACACAUUUUAAUCAAAAUAUUGUAUCAUUAUGUAAUAUUUGUAGUGAAAAUUGUCAAGUUACUACUUUUUUAUUUUAUCUAAAUACUGCAUGGUUUUUUCGUUCUUUACCUGAACCUUCAAAUGUUACCUUUGAUAUUAAUUCCUCUUCAUCAUUUCUAUCAUCACAAUAUAUCAAAACAAGUGAUGCUCAAUCGAUAUCUGAUCAAUCAAGUUCAGAUGAUGAUUCGAUUACGGAUCGAUUUAAUAAAAAAAUUUUAAAUCAAUUUAAACAAUUAAAUGAUAAUCAAGAUGAAAUAAAUAAAAGUGAUGAUGAUGAUGAUAAAAGAAUUUAUUCAUUUAAAACUAAUAAACUAACUUCAAAAGAUUCAAUUGAUGAAUAUUUAUCAAAAUGUGAAUUAGGUAAAUCAUCAAAAGAUUCUCAUAUAAAAUUAUCACCAAUAAACGAAGAUUGUGGACUUAGAAGAUUAGAUUUUGAAAUUGUUUGGAAACAAUCUGAAUAUAAAUGA